Messenger RNA from Solanum verrucosum, 1949 nucleotides. RefSeq names its product nuclear pore complex protein NUP50A-like. NCBI's taxonomy places the organism in Eukaryota, Viridiplantae, Streptophyta, Magnoliopsida, Solanales, Solanaceae. Gene Ontology annotation, cellular component: cytoplasm; nuclear pore. Gene Ontology annotation, biological process: intracellular transport. The record is from RefSeq and is a predicted model, not a curated record. The coding region runs from base 214 to 1566 and encodes 450 amino acids. Gene Ontology annotation, molecular function: GTPase activator activity. The transcript is spliced from 2 exons.
AAAAGAAUAAAUAAGGAAAGCAAAAAAAAAGAUAGAAAAAGGAAGCUGAUUCUGUUCAUUAGCUCAGUCUAGGGUUUUUAUACACUUCGCUACCAUUUUCAUUACAGUAGAAAGAUUCUCUCUAAAACUACUUGAAGAAAUCAGACUGCUUCCAGAAAUUUGAAUCGUCAUCAACUUUUUGGGAACUCUUCAAGUGUCGUUCUUCAUUUUGGGAUGGGGGACGCGGAAUCUCUUCAACCAUCAAAGAAAAGGGCUGCUGUAAAGGAACUAUCACGAGAUAAUCCUGGUCUUGAUGAUGAUAUUGAGUCAUCUGAACAGGAGAAUGGAACUUUCAAGAGAGCAAGCGAUGAGGUGAUGGCAAAUAGGAGAAUUGUCAAAGUUCGUAAAGCAGCAUCAACUACAACUACUCCUUCUUCUAACCCUUUUGCAGCGAUCCAGUUGGUUCCACCUGCUAAUACCAGUACAACUCCUGCCGUGACCACAACUGAAGCUGGGAAUGGAACAACAUCUUCCAAGAAACCAGAAGAUUCAAAUGAUCAAAGUGAGGAAAUUAAAAAGGAAGAAACAGAUGUGAGUAAGGAAGCUGAUCAUGAGAAGGAAAGUGAUGAAAAUUCUAAACUACCAGAAAGCAAAUUUGAGUCAACCGCUGAUGCUAAUGUUGAUAAGGAGAAAGUUGAUAAGCCUAAUGAGCCUAACAAACCUGAAUCUACUGAAAAGAAGGCAGUGGGAAGUGAGAAAAUUAAAGAUGACACUAAGACGGUCACGGUAGUGGAGAAGAGUGCAGAUGGCAUAGAAGUGGGAGGCAAUGAGACAGAAAUUGAAAUGGAAAAACACGUUGGCAAUGGAAAAAAUGACAAGGAUGCUGAAACUGCAUCUUUUAGCUCGUUUCAACAGCUCUCCAGUAGCCAAAACGCUUUCACAGGACUUGCAGGAACUGGGUUCUCCAAUACUACAUUCUCAUUUGGAGCUAGUUCAAAAGAGGGAUCUCCACUAGGGUUUGGUUCUGAAUCAGGUGCUGGUUCUGGUUCUGGGUCUCUCUUUGGAGUAAAAAGCGACCAGUCAAUUAUCGGUGUUAGUCUUCCCACUAAUGGAAAUGCUUCUCUAUUCGGUUACUCAGGAUCUAGUGUUAAAAAGAGUGAGGGAACUGGAUUUCCUUCCAUGCAAGAGGUUCCCGUUGUAACAGGGGAGGAGCAUGAAAAGGCAAUCUUUACAGCUGACUCUGUGCUGUUUGAAUAUCUUAAUGGAGGGUGGAAGGAGCGUGGAAAGGGAGAGCUGAAGCUCAAUAUUUCAAGUGGAACUGGAAAAGCUAGACUUGUUAUGAGAACCAGAGGAAAUUACAGGUUGAUUUUGAAUGCCAACCUUUAUCCUGAAAUGAAGCUCGCAAGUAUGGAUAAAAAAGGUGUCACCUUUGCUUGUAUGAAUAGUGCUGAUGAUGGGAAAGAUGGACUUUCAACAAUUGCUUUGAAGUUCAAGGAUGCCUCUAUUGUUGAGGAAUUUCGAGCUGCUGUGACGGAACAUAAAGACAAGAUAGAAGUCUCUUUGAAGACGCCACCAAAUUCUCCAUGAACUUCAGAUGACUAAUAAUUUUGGCAAAGAAACAUAGAAAUUCUAUUUUCAUCACUGAACCCAUCUACAUUUCCCCCCCUUUCUGCCCCUUUGCAUAGUUAAAAAAAAGUAAAGUAUUUUGUCCAUAGAUGGAUAACUUGUAAUCCUAUAUAGCAAGUAGAGCCUUCAACAUUAUGAUGUUGUUUAUCCCUGGUAUUUCUUCUCUCUUUUGACUUUUAGGGAUAUAACUUGUGGUUUAACUGUCUUUAAUAUUGCUUUAUUUUUCCCACGAAUUGUAGACGCAACUCUAGCCCGAUCUCAUUCUAUCAUUUUCUGAUGUAAUGCUUUCUUUUGCAUGUUGUUUUGCUCCUUGAAAUUACUAAGUUCUUGUAUUCCUAUCUCAA